Molecule: messenger RNA, 1265 nt
Organism: Aedes aegypti (yellow fever mosquito)
Lineage: Eukaryota; Metazoa; Arthropoda; Insecta; Diptera; Culicidae
Product: fumarylacetoacetate hydrolase domain-containing protein 2A
Exons: 5
Coding region: 189-1208 (339 amino acids)
Molecular function (GO): hydro-lyase activity
Source: RefSeq, a predicted model, not a curated record
ACUUCGCAGUGUCACGCAAAUAUUUUGCAGUAUUGGUCUAUUUUCAGUUGUUUUGAUAAGUCUGAUGCCGUAACAGUUUUGAUAGCACCGCUUAUUCAAAAAUUCGGGAAUUUAUACAUUUCUAGCAUAUUGUAUUGGUAACCGGACGUUUUGAAAAGUUACGCGAGAGUUCGUUUCGCUGGGGGAAAAUGAACGUAUUGACUCGUAUUCUUCCGACGCGCAUUGGUCGUAGUGCGAUCAUCGCCAGCAGUACCAGUAAUACUUAUCACUUUGGGGCUGAUAGCAAACAAUCUUCUUCUAGUAUUGCCUCCACUAAAAGGCAUUUCUCCAAGUCACCGCCCAGCAAUAUGAAGUUCGUGCAGUUCAGAACCGGAUCCGGGAGCAGUCAGCGAUUGGGAGUGCUAUCGGAGGAUGGUAGCAAAAUUAGUGACAUCAGCGAGAGCUUCUCCGGUGAUUUGAUCCAGCUGAUCAAGUCGGGUACAUCGUUGGAUGCCAUAAAGGCAAAGCUUGCCGGGGUUAACCAGGUUCCGAUCGGGGAUGUGAGUCUACUGGCACCGGUUACCAACCCGCAGAAGAUUCUCUGCGUUGGAUUGAACUAUCGCGGUCACUGCGAAGAGCAGAACAAACCGAUCCCGAAGGAACCGAUGUUCUUCAGCAAGUUCGCCUCGACGAUCGUCGGGCCGUUCGAUGGGGUGGUGGCGCACAAGAUUACCGAUCAAAUCGAUUGGGAGGUUGAGCUGGCGGUGGUCAUCGGCAAGGAGGCCAAGAACGUGACUCGAGCAAAUGCGAUGGAUUACGUGUUCGGGUACACCGUGGCGCAGGAUAUCUCCGCUCGCGAUUGGCAAAAGAUGCGCAAUGGAGGCCAGUUUCUGAUUGGGAAAUCAAUGGACACGUUCUGUCCGCUUGGACCGGCAGUGGUUCACAAGUCACUGAUCAAAGAUCCACACAACCUGGUCAUCAAGUGCGACGUGAAUGGAGUGGAAAAGCAGAAGGGCAACACGAGCGAGUUGGUGUUCAGGAUUGACGAUAUCAUCGAACGGGUUACGCAGUCGAUCACUUUGCUGCCAGGGGAUGUCAUCUUGACAGGAACGCCUGCUGGCGUGGGAAUGCACCGCAGCCCACCGGAGUUCCUGAAACCAGGAGAUGUUAUUGACAGCGAGAUCGAGUCGAUUGGAAAAAUCAAGAACAAGGUGAUUGCUGAUCAAUAGAACCAAAUCUUGAUGCCAUACAAAAUUGGAGUUGAAUAUAAUUCAAAAACAAGUUUU